AUGCUUGCACUUUAUCUGUCCUAUGAAUCAAAAACCUACCAGGAUGAACAACUCCUGGUAGAGGUACCAAUUGAGAGCUACGUCGUUUUAGCUCUUUGUCAAUAUCUAAGGGAACCAACGAUCGGCCAACAACUUCAUGUUAACUUUGUGCAAAGCAAAUCUAAUAACGACAGUGGAAAAGAAAACGUGGUCCUCAAUCUUACAAAGCUGAUUGCCGAUUUUCACGAUAGGGAAAAUUGGCCAACAGCGGCUACUCACUGCCAGCUUCCAACACUGGUAUGCAACUCUUGGAUCGUUUCCGGGCUGUGUGGCGUUUGUCGCCGCAUCACCAAAGCCCACGUUCAAUACUCGAAAGCACCCAAACAGAUUCUUGGCUUCAAAGGAAACACGCUGCUUGCCCCGGCUGAAGUAUCUAUGUUCACCAAGUUUUGCGAGGUUGAUAUAGAGUCGGCAGUUCGACAAGUGCUUCGCCUGGAAUCGGAUACAGUCGUCCCCGGUCUACCGGAAGAACUCGGAAAAUUUGAAAGACACCUGGCUCAGCCGCUUAAAGUUCACAACAUCUAUAAGCUUGUUAACAAUGUUCAAAAUAUUAGGGUUUCAUCGAGCCAAGAAUAUGAGCAACUACAGAAAGACGAUACUCUACAGCGCUUCGAUUUUCACGCUAAUCACAAAUUUGCAGAAGGGUACGAAAAAACUAUAGCCGAUGUUAUAAUUUUCGCGUGCAUGGAUUUGAUUUUGAAACGAAUUCCGUUUGAGAGCAUUGAACGAAUGCUGCCUCUUACGGCCGGCUGGUAUACCAGAGUCAAGCUCGAUGACGAUGACGAAACUUUGUUCCAAAUAUGCCAAAUGCUUAUCACAAAUCUUCAGAACAAUCUGACACCGUUCCUCGGAUUCCAACAAUUACAAGUGGAUCUUCCACCAUCCUAUAGUCUCUACAAGGCGGACAGUAAAAAGAUGAACUUGUUCGGCGAUAAAAUUUUGACCACCAACCAGGCAGAGGUUGAGGGGAUUUUGCAGAAAAUUAAACGACUCGAUUUAGACAUCGGAAGCGCGCGAAACGACCGAGAUGCAAACCUGUUCGACUGGGACGCGGUGCCAUUGGACGCAAAACCUGAAGGCGGAAAACUUCCAACGAAACGAAUCGAUCGAAAAAAGCAUCAACUGGAAUGUUUGGCCAACGAAGUCAUUGCCCUGGCCCAACCGGGUGAUAUCAUCGUGGACUUUUGUUCUGGAACUGGUCAUUUAGGAAUACUUCUCGCUCAACUUCUUCCUUCCUGUACAAUUUAUCUGCUGGAGAACAAAGAGGAAUCACAGCAGCUGGCAAUGGACCGGGUCCAGCGGCUCAAGCUGAACAACGUGCUAUACUUCCAAUGUAACCUGGAUUAUUUUACGGCUCGAUUCGAUAUCGGAGUAUCGCUGCAUGCCUGUGGAGUGGCCACCGAUAUCGUGUUGGAGAAGUGUUUCCACUGUCGAGCGAAGUUUGUCAGCUGCCCGUGCUGCUACGGAAAACUAUACGAAAUGGAACGAAUUCGGUAUCCUCGGAGUGAGGUUUUUCAGCAGUCGGACUUGCUGAUGAAGGAAUAUUUGUGUAUAGCUCACUGUGCCGAUCAGACGCACGAUUUGAACAGCACCCGGACGAAUGUGGAAAAAUCUCUACAGGGUUUCUACUGCAUGGACGUUAUAGACAAAGAUCGUGCGCUGCGGGCCGAAGAACUCGGAUAUUCGGUGGAACAAAAGCGUUUGAGACCCGAGAAUUGCACCCCGAAAAAUAGAAUUCUCAUAGGGACGUUGUGAUUUUUUUUUCGUAUUAACAAUUUUGUGUAAUCCUUGAUAAACAAACCUAGAGAAAAAAACUAUGUGUUAUAAAUAAAGGUUUAUAUUUCA
This is a messenger RNA of Uranotaenia lowii, 1884 nucleotides long. Its product is annotated as glutathione S-transferase C-terminal domain-containing protein homolog. Bases 1 to 1794 code for a protein of 597 amino acids. The transcript is spliced from 2 exons. The record is from RefSeq and is a predicted model, not a curated record. Lineage: Eukaryota; Metazoa; Arthropoda; Insecta; Diptera; Culicidae.